AUGGACGGAUUGUAUAUACAUUGUAUUGCUGUAUGGAUUUGUUUCUGCUCCAUCGUAUACGGCAUUACCUGUCCCAAGCCGAAGCGAUACGGUAGGCCGCCGCCAGAGAACUGUCGCGAGCCAAUGGAUCCAAACCUGAAGCCGAAGUCGGCAUUGGAGAAGUGGUUCACAAAAGAAAUGUUUGAGGUAAUUACUAAUACUUUUGUGUAUAACCUUGUGUUUUUAUUCUACUGUAGUAUGUGUUUAACAGUGUGUCGUAGCUGUUCUUAUGUAAAAGAACAUUCUGUCAUAGACCUAACGUUCACCUUUUUAGGACUUUUUCCCAAAAGCGAACCACGGUUGGGGCCUUCACAAGUGUCAACCUUACUCAUACGACUCCUUCAUAUUGGCUGCACGAUACUUUCCAGAAUUUGGAGCCGGAAUCAAAGGAGGGAAACCACCGUACACAACACGAGAUCUACAGCGACGUGAUGUCGCUGCCUUCUUCGCUCAUGUCAUUGCCGAAACUGGAGAGAACGACCUCAGAUUGUACACGUAAGACCUUCGUAAUGUACUAUCUAAAUUUUGAAUGACAGCACUUUUGAAAACGGUGCCAUUUAAAUUCAUGUUAUGGUGCACGAUACCUACAAAAACGUCCUAUAUUAACCACCAUAUCGUACUUUUAGUCUAAUAAAGAACCCAAAACUAGCAGACGAAUGUUUCUACCGUGGCGGACUGUACCAUUUCUUCGAAGGUGGUCCCAAGUCCAGACUCUUCUCGUCUUCGCGACACGGAUUCUCGUUAGACGAGGGAGAGUCUUGCAUAGAAGACGGCCGAUAUUGUGCAACCAACCCAGAAGUAGACUUCUGGUACCCUUGCAAUCAGCCCAACCGUCAGUCCAGUCUGAAUCAUACUACGUAUUCUGGCUGUUACUUUGGUAGAGGGCCGCUACAGCUAUCGUGGAAUUACAAUUACGGUCAAUUCCAACAGUUUCUACACACUCACGGUAUCGACGUAGAUCUGUUGUCAAACCCGAAUGAGCUACUCACCAAGAAUGACCCACCUUUAGCUAUGUUGUCAGCUUUGUGGUUCUACAUGACGCCACAACCACCGAAGCCAUCUAUGCAUGAUAUUAUGAUGGGUAAGUUAUUAUUAUUUCAAUAUCUUGUUUUAGAACUGUUAAAACAAUAUAAACAAGAUGUUCAUCAUGUUAAACAUUUAGUAUAUACAGUAGUAUGGAAUUGUAUUCAAUUCUUACUAUAAUAUAGUAUAUGAAUCAGCAUACCUAAUGUCAUACUUCAGGAAACUGGCAUCCAAGUGAGAAAAACAAGCGAGCUGACUACAAAGGUUCCGUCUUUGGUCCCACGAACCUUGUCAUCAACAACGAAUGUGGUGGAGAAGACGAAGAGACGCCAGGAGGCCCAAAAGAAAACAGAAGGAUCAAGGCCUUCAGAUGGUUUUGCGAUAAGCUUGGAAUUGAACCAGGGAUCAGUAGAACCCUUUCAUGUAAAGGUAAACUCUGAUCUAUGUUUAAAUUAUAAUGACUUCCUAGUAUGUUCUCAUGAUAACAAAUAAUCAAUCAUAAACACUAUAUUACCUAUACAUCAAUCACUUUACAGGUAUGGUGAACGGAUUCGACGCCAUCCAACAAAAGCUGUCCUGGCAGCCGGACUGGGCCAAUAUGUGGAAGGCUGAGCCUUGUGACUGUGCUCCAGCACCGUACCCCGGCGUUAUACCGUACUACGAACCCAAACUGUACCGUGCUCACGCUGUCAGAGACAACGACAGAAACCGGUUACGGUGUGUAUUCAGUAUCUACAGGAACCCUGACAUCUACCGUAUCGACCAGAACAACUCACCGUGCCUGAAUCACACUGUAAAGAUACGAUUGAGCAGGUUCGGACCAGAGUAA
This is a messenger RNA of Bursaphelenchus okinawaensis, 1891 nucleotides long. NCBI's taxonomy places the organism in Eukaryota, Metazoa, Nematoda, Chromadorea, Rhabditida, Aphelenchoididae. The record is from the annotation of a GenBank genome assembly.